Aethina tumida (small hive beetle) is the source of this 2387-nucleotide messenger RNA. RefSeq lists its product as uncharacterized. Lineage: Eukaryota; Metazoa; Arthropoda; Insecta; Coleoptera; Nitidulidae. The transcript has 5 exons. The coding region runs from base 305 to 1282 and encodes 325 amino acids. The record is from RefSeq and is a predicted model, not a curated record.
AUGGCGUUCGUGAAUCGCGGACCCCUCUCCAUAGCGUGCCCGUGGCCGGGCACACCUCGCAAAGGUACGAACCGUCGCCGUGUUUAGUUUACCGAACGUCGGUCGCCGGUCUCGCAUUGCCAUUGUUCCUGCGGUCGCGGGCCUCCAACAGGAAAAACGGACGCCACCCGCGGGAAGACCAGCCAUCGGCCAUCGAUCCGUCAUGCGGCCGCCAGCGUCGUUCCCAGUGUUGUGAUGCGGCCCGGUGGUUGUUGUUCUUGUUGUUGUUGCUGUUGUGACGUGCAAACGAUGUUAGUUCAGUGAGAUGGCGGAAGUCAAGCCCCUGUAUUCGACAUGCGUCGCAGUCCUGGGAUUUAUUUGUUUCGUUGUCGGCGCGACGGCCGUCGGUAUACCGAUGUGGGGAUACUUCGAUACUCCUGUCGGUCCUGGAGAAGAAAGAGGUUACUUUGGACCGUGGAAGACUUGUAAAUUACUUCUGUACAACAGGGUGAAAUGCGGGAACGACGCCUCCAGGUUUCAUCCUUCAGUUGUCGUUUGGGUGGCUGGAGUCCUUGCAACAGUUGGUGUAACCAUCCUGGGUGUGUUCUGUGUUCUCAGUGUGCUGCAAUUAGCAAUGUUGAGUUCUAAGGAAAAAGUGGUUUUAAAAUACAGUGCGGUGGUAAUAUUGAAGCUGGCGCUCGGAUUAUUGUCGGCAUUGCUCGCGAUUGCGGUCGCCGUGAUUUUCGCAUUGAGGAUCGACGCGGACAACAGCGGCUUCGAAAUAAGCCGCGGGCCCGCGUUUUAUAUUCAGAUUUUGUUGAUUUUCUUGAACUGCGUCCUGUUCGUGAUGUCCAUCUACGACAUGUUGUUCGCGAGGCGGGAAGGUGGCGACCCCACCAACGUGGCCGUACCUGUUGAACCGACCACGUACGGGAAUCCGGGUUUCCGGGAACGCGGCACGAACGGUAAGCACCAAAAUAUUUUCCUCCACGUUCUUCUAACCUCGUUACUAAUUAAUCCAGGUAUCUCGAUGACGGACGCAAGCGGCAAGCCCUACGUGAAUCCGGCAUCGAACGGCAGCAUGGUGUCCAUGAACACGACGUCCACCACCAUCGACUCGACGACUGGUUCUACAGUUGGCUCGUCCGUGGUGCGGUCGCCGUUGAGGUCGAGCCUCAAGAAGCCGAAGCAGAAGGACGGUUUGGGUAUCCAGAAUCCGGGAUUCUCGGGCACGUCGCCGACGUUCAGCAGGAACGGCAGCAUGAAAAAAGUGAGGAUACAGACGCACAGUACUGAAGUGUAGUGGGAAUGCAGGAGGAAAGUUUAAGAGUGUUUUUCAAAUGUGACAUAAUUUGCUGGGGUUUGGAUUGUUACCAGAUUCUGCAUAUUGUGUGUUAUAUUAUCAUUCCCAACUAUAGUUUUAACAUGUAAUCAUUUUGUACGUGUUUUUUUGUAAUAAAUACCGGACUGUGUCAAAGGAAAGUAAAUGUAAUUUAUACGAACACACACAUACACUUUUAUACACGUAAUUUUUUAUCAAAUAAAACAUGCAUUUUUUAUUGUAGGAAUUGUGUGUGUUCUAUGAUUAUAUUUAUUAAAUAGUGGUAGUACAAACUUUGAAACCAAAAUUUAGAACUUCCAAGUAACAUUUAGGACAUUUUUAUAUUGGCACCUUUUUAAAUCCGACCACAACUUUAAAACAUGUUAGUAGACUAGAAUUUAAGACUUAACGACAUAUUCUAAAUUUGCCUUGAAUUUUAUGUGUUUAUAGGGUAAAAAAUCCAUUUUCUGUCGCCCGAGUUUCUACAGAAAUGAAUUUUUAAUCUCCUCUUUAAUUUUUUGCCAUAAUUAAACUGUCUGCCCUUAACUACAACAAAUUGAAAAUUGUGUUAUGAAACCUUGUUUAUAAAAAAAAACAUGUACAUUUCUAGUAAUUAAAAAUUAAAAUUGUAUAUAAGCACAAGGUCCGUCCGUUGUUUCCACAACCAAGUUGUAAUUUUUUUUUUUAAUUUGUGUUAAACACAUUUAUAUAUUUUAUUGUAGCCGUUCAUAGAACGAUAUGUAGAUAUAAUGUAUUUUAUUAUUGUUAUUAUUUGUAUUUUUCGUACCUACUUCAAAUGGGUCCACGGUAGUUGUAUUUUAUUCAAAUUGUGUCCAAGAAAAUCCGUCCAUUAUUAUUUAUUUAUAUCUGUUAUUUAUUGUAAUACAAAUUUUUAAAUAUUAUAUUUGUAAUCUUAUAUUUUAUUGUUGUACAUAGUAGGAUUUAAAUAAUAAUAUGUAUAAAGUGUCCCCUUCUUUUAGAUAUACAUUGUUGUAGUCUUAAAUAACAAGUGCUAAAUUUUAACAGUUUAUAGCUUUUCAAAGUUUUAUGUCCUUGUGAUACUAAAUAUAAAUCGUAUCAUUUCAAA